This is a messenger RNA of Cryptosporidium ubiquitum, 1473 nucleotides long. RefSeq lists its product as uncharacterized. Gene Ontology annotation, biological process: regulation of proteasomal protein catabolic process; proteasome-mediated ubiquitin-dependent protein catabolic process; protein deubiquitination. The transcript has a single exon. Bases 1 to 1473 code for a protein of 490 amino acids. NCBI's taxonomy places the organism in Eukaryota, Apicomplexa, Conoidasida, Eucoccidiorida, Cryptosporidiidae. Gene Ontology annotation, molecular function: protein binding; cysteine-type deubiquitinase activity; proteasome binding. The record is from RefSeq and is a predicted model, not a curated record.
AUGGAGCAAAUAAAAGUAACAGUAAAGUGGAACGUAAAAACGUUUGAAGAUGUUGAUCUUGUUCUUUCAGCCCCCCUUUCUGAGUUCAGAGAGAGGUUAAGUAAUUUGACAGGGGUACCUGCUUCGAAGCAAAAGUUAAUGUCCCAAAGAGGUGUAUUAAGAGAUGGGAUGGAUUUGAACAAACUAGGAUUGAAGCCUGGAUCAAAGAUAGUUCUUGUGGGAACUGCAGAAGGAGGUGAGCUGAAAGUUCCAUCAGAGAAGGCAAUAUUUUUCGAAGAUUUAACUUCAGAUGAAAGAGCAAAAAUCUUGCAAGAAAAACAAAUUGCACCUCUACCAGUGGGUUUGGAAAAUUUAGGAAAUACAUGUUAUUUAAAUUCAAUAAUUCAUAUGCUAAGAAGUAUCCCUAGUUUUUUACAGAUUUUGAGAAAUAGUCAUUUUAAUUUGUCUGAAGGAACAGGUUCGAGUUCAGGAAGCUCAACUACAAUUAAAUUUCUCAAUUCAUUUAAACAAUUAAUGGAUAAAAUGGACGGGAGUGUUGAAAGUGUGGUUCCAGGAGAUUGUGUUGAUUUAUUUAGACGCCAAUUCCCACAAUAUAGUACAACAACAGGAGGAACUUUUGCAAUGUACCAACAGCAAGAUGCUGAAGAGGUCUUGGGAAGUUUGUUAACAUUGUUUAAAAGUGAGCUAAAUGGAAAAGAUGAGGAUGAUCAAACAAUAGGUGAUAUUUUCCGUUUUAGAAUGAAGACUAAGUUUAAGAAUAUUACAUCAGAAACUGACGAGGAAGUUAAAAUGGAAGAUAACUAUAAGCUAAUGUGCCAUAUGGGAACUCAAUUGAAUCCUGUAGAUUUCUUAACUCAGGGUAUUAAGCUUUCAUUAGAUGAGAAGGUUGAGAAGAAAUCUUCUGAGACAGGAGUUGAUUCUAUCUAUCAGAAAACUUCAGAAAUAGAUUCUUUACCACCAUAUUUACUUGUACAACUUGUACGCUUUGAAUGGAAGAAGUCUAGUGAAAUUGCAAGAACUGAAGCUACUAGAGCAAAGGUGUGUAGAAAAAUAGAGUUCUCCCAGAAUUUGGAUCUUUACGAGUUUUGUUCUGAGGACCUGAAAAGGAUUCUCAAUAUUGGGAGAGAUAUUUCAGAGAAAAAAAAAAGCAAAUCCAUAGAAAAACCUGAUCAAGUCGAACAGAAAAUGGAUACUGAGUUAUAUACAGACUGCCCUACAGGAGUAUAUGAGCUCGAAUGUAUAGUUACUCAUCAAGGCCGUACUGCAGAUAGCGGGCAUUACGUUGCUUGGAGAUACUGUCCGGAUGAUCGUGAAUACAUCAUUAAAUUCGAUGAUGAUAAAGUCUCAAGAAUAAAGGCUAAGGAUGCAGAUCUCUCAGGUGGUAGAUCUGACUACCACAUAGCCGUAAUGCUCUUAUACAAGAAAACAAUAAUUAAAGUUUCGGAAGAGGAGAUGGCCACAUUAUUAAGUUAG